AUGGUCUACUAUCCCCCUGUAUCUUCGGAAGAUUACUAUUCUGUGCAAGUCGUCAGUGGACGCCAGUAUCUUGAAGCUGUAACAUACUAUUGGCAGCUUAUUGGCACAACAGUGAAUACAGAAGCCAACCUUUCAACUUCACAUUUACAAGAGAUGGACACGAACGUCUCGUUGUCCAUUUGCGGAACCAACUCCAGCGAUCUGUGGCUUAUGAUAUCGCCCAUCUGCUCUACAAGGUACCGCUCUAUAGAAAUCUUUCUCAUCGUUGCCGUCACAUUAUCCUUAAUUACACUGUGGACCAUCUUGGGAAAUAUCCUAGUUUUGUUCGCCUUGUACCGGUUUGAAACAUUGCGUACAAUGUCCAAUUGUCUCAUAGGUAAUCUGGCUAUCAGCGACCUCCUCCUGGCACUGACCGUGUUGCCUGUUUCAAUAGGCCAUGAUUUGCUGGGAUACUGGGUUUUUGGUGAAGUCGCCUGUACAGUUUGGCUGUGUGUUGACGUAUUGUACUGUACAGCUUCAAUCUGGGGCCUGUGUACAGUAGCUUUCGAUCGCUAUUUAGCAACAGUUUACCCCGUGUGGUACCACGAUCAGAGAUCGGUGCCUAAAGCAGUUGGAUGUAUUGUGUUUGUGUGGAUAUUUUCUGUUAUUAUCUCAUUCGCUCCUUUCAUUGGAUGGCGACAAAUGAUACCAAGCUUUUUCACUUUCAAUCAUGUUAUUCGGCGACAUGAAUGUAUCCUGUUUACUUCAAGUAGCUAUGUUUUGUAUUCUUCAAUGGGAUCUUUUGUUAUCCCAGCCGUAUUUAUGACAUUUAUGUAUAUACGUAUAUUCAUGGUCUUACACAACCAAUCAAAAGGAAUAAAAACAAAAGUUGCCGCUACAACAACCACCAUACCAACUCCGGCUGAUAAUGGAUGUCCAGUGAUCAAACUACCCUCUGAAGAAGCAAUAAAUGGGGAUAGUAGAAACAUUGCAAUUGCUACUUUUGCUUCGGGAACUGCUGACAAUUUAAAUGAUCAGCAAAAUAUGGGAGAAGCCGAUUCACAAUUAGACAGAAAUAUAGUUCUAAAAAUUCACCAUUUAAUUCAACCAUUACAGUGCAGUUCUGUUGUAUCUAAACAAACAGAAAGUAAUUUAAAUAGACAGACGCCUCUUUCCGCCGGAAACCUCAGAAGCAAUAGUUUCGCCAUUCCAUAUGACGCGACGAAAGCUAAAUCUGGCAGAAAACAUUUCCUAAACGUUGCAGAUUUGGAUCGCAGAAACAGUCACACUGCGACAAUACAGAGAAGCACAUCGGAUGCUGAAAACAUGCAUGUCUACAUGCAUGAACUUAGACUCUCACCCGAAUGUCACAGAAGCAAGAGUGCUAGUGCCCUCAGCACCAAUGAAGAAACAGACGUGCUUAACCAUCCGUCCGCCCCGCGUAGAUCUCUACCCUGCAACAUUUCCAUCUUUCAGCGCAAUAACCGCAUGACGAUGAGCAUGAAGAGAAGAUUUGAGCUAAGGGAGCAACGAGCAACAAAACGCAUGCUUCUUAUUAUGAUCUGCUUCUGCGUGUGUUGGAUGCCGUUUCUUUUUAUGUACAUUUUAAGAAGUGUCUGCGAGACGUGCGACAUGAAUCAUCACUUUGUGGCUGCCAUUAUCUGGCUAGGUUAUGUCAACUCAAGCCUCAAUCCCAUCCUCUAUGCGCUGUUCAAUGAUGAUUUUAAAACUGCGUUCAAGAAAAUUCUGGGGUGUGCACCACUUUACGUUAAAAACAGACGACUGCAGAGAUAA
Molecule: messenger RNA, 1773 nt
Organism: Candidula unifasciata
Lineage: Eukaryota; Metazoa; Mollusca; Gastropoda; Stylommatophora; Geomitridae
Source: the annotation of a GenBank genome assembly